GGAGUGAAGCUCAUAUACCAGCGAGGGUGCGGGGCGAACCACACACACCCAGCCCGGGAGCAGCCCCUCACUGUCCCCGCGCCGCGCUUCCUGCCGCGUGAUGUCCCCACGCCCUGCCAGCCCCGCCAUGGACUCGGUGUGUGGGCGCGAGUCGUCCGUGUCGCCACCCACAGUGGUGGCGCCCGUGGCCCUCAAGGCCUCGCCCCUGAACGACGGCCAUCAGCCCGCUACGCCGACGGAACAGCAACGGCUUCUGUACCAGCUGGCCCUGGCCGAGAGGCUGCGUCUGGCCUCAGCCGGCCUGGCCUGGGUCCGCCCGCCCCUCUCCGCCCACCUGCACGUUCCCCACCCGCACCACCCACAGGAGCCCAGCGUAGUGAGCAGCCUCAUGUAUGGGCCCUUCAUAGGCGGCAUGGGUGCCCCGCUGAUGGGUGGUUUUGGAGGGGCGGCAGCAGCAGCGGCAGCAGCAGCAGCCGGGUACCCGCCUAGCCACCCGCUGCACGCGUACGGCUACCGCCUGGUGGACCCGCGCAGCCUGCUGCCCCGCGGGCCCGAGGAGCCCAAGCCGCAGCACUCAUACAUCGGGCUGAUCGCCAUGGCCAUCCUGAGCAACCCGGACAAGAAGCUCGUGCUCAGCGACAUCUAUCAGUACAUCCUCGACAACUACGCCUACUUCCGCUCCCGUGGCCCCGGCUGGCGCAACUCCAUCCGCCACAAUCUAUCCCUCAACGACUGCUUCAUCAAGGCGGGCCGCUCCGCCAACGGCAAGGGCCACUACUGGGCCAUCCAUCCCGCCAACCUCGACGAUUUCAGCCGCGGCGACUUCCGCCGCCGCCGAGCUCAGCGCCGCGUCAGGAAGCAUCUCGGGCUACCCGUAGAUGACGACUCAGAGCCCGAGGCCUCCUCUCCGCCGCAUACCAGCGAGUCCCCCAACGGCGGCGGCCCACCGCGCCUCACCUCCACGCUGCACUUCAUCAGGCCCAAGCGACAGUUCGACGUGCUCAGCCUCCUGGCGCCCGACCAGCCGCCGAUCCUAAAGGAGGCGCCAGAGGUAGAGACAGAUACCGUCUGUUUAGAAAUCAAGUCUUCUUUGUGUGACGCGACGCGGCCCAUUCCCGCCACGGGCUGUGGCGAGGCCAGGCCCCGGGAAGCUCGACCCGACCACGACCACAGGCUAGAGCCAAAGCAGGAGCCUGGCAGCGGCCCACCUCCACAUGGCUCAAACCUGAGGCUGGUGUGCGUCCCCCGCCACCCUGGCCAGGAUCACAAGCCCCCAGAGGUGAGCAGCAGCAGCACCAACAACACCACCACCACGGGGAGCCAGGGUGACGCCAGACCGCGGGAGGCAGGCGAGAUCUCGAGACCCGUGCCCUUCCUUCAGGCCUACACCCUCCCCCCGCCUGCUAUCAAACACGUCCCCUGCUCCACUCCCUCCACCACAACUCCAGGUGCCGCCCACGUUCCACCCACGUCCUACCCACGUCCAUCGCUGCUCACCUGAGCCGCGCCGCCCAAGCUACACCCGUAACCUGCCGCCCCACUCAUCCCUCCAUCGCCCGUCUCACCUGCAUGGCCGCCCCCUGGGAAGGAGGACCAACCUGGUGCUGUCCACUCUUAGAAUCUCAUAAAGUAAACACUGAACUAU
Messenger RNA from Portunus trituberculatus (swimming crab), 1645 nucleotides. RefSeq names its product forkhead box protein E3-like. NCBI's taxonomy places the organism in Eukaryota, Metazoa, Arthropoda, Malacostraca, Decapoda, Portunidae. The record is from RefSeq and is a predicted model, not a curated record. Gene Ontology annotation, molecular function: RNA polymerase II cis-regulatory region sequence-specific DNA binding; DNA-binding transcription factor activity, RNA polymerase II-specific. Gene Ontology annotation, biological process: cell differentiation; anatomical structure morphogenesis; regulation of transcription by RNA polymerase II. Bases 101 to 1501 code for a protein of 466 amino acids. The transcript has a single exon.